Molecule: messenger RNA, 2678 nt
Organism: Pelobates fuscus (common spadefoot toad)
Lineage: Eukaryota; Metazoa; Chordata; Amphibia; Anura; Pelobatidae
Gene: ZMAT3
Product: zinc finger matrin-type 3
Exons: 7
Coding region: 608-1486 (292 amino acids)
Molecular function (GO): nucleic acid binding; zinc ion binding
Source: RefSeq, a predicted model, not a curated record
AGCUGUCAGACAGUGGCAGUCAGUCCCUGUCUGUCACCGUGUGUCUGCCCCUGUAACCCGCACCUCAGCUCAGCCUGGCUGGCUUGGCAAGGGCCGAAUGUGGCAACCAGCCAAUGGGAGGGCGGGAGGCGCCGGAAGCUCCUGCUCCAGCCAGGGAGGAGGAAGGGGACUCUGCGGCUGCUGUUCUCAUCAUUACAGCUGCGGGGAGAUAGGAAAGUAGCCGGCUCUCCCUGGGCCUUAUUGUGUCUGCCUUGAAGGAUGUCAUCAGAUCCGGCCUGGUGCCCUUCAUCAGAGAGGAGAGCUCUGUGAGACAUCAUAGUGUAUACAGGCUGGUGUUCAGUGCAGCCCUGGAGCACUGUGUAUGCAUUUGUUACUGUAUUGCAAAGCCUUGGUGAAUAUGAUCUCAAAGCUACAAUCAGAAGUACAUGUUCAUGUUGGCUCUCCUUAUACACAUUUGGAGUUUAUUCACUAAACUGGAAAUUUGGGAGAAUUCACUAGGGAAUAACAAAUGACAAUCUUCAGUGUUGGAUCUUAGAAGAACUUCAUAACCAUUUGGAACUUUAGACAUAUUUUUCUCUCAGUUGCAACUUUCCAGAAACCUGGACAAAUGAUAGUGUUGCAACAUGGUAGCCCUUCGCCUCAUCCAGAACAGCCUCCUUUUGCUACAUCCAUUGGAUUGGGCAAAACACAAAUCAUUUUCCCUGUGCCAGCUCAGCCACAACGGAGGCCAAAUCAUGUAUUUCAACUGCCACCAUUGGAGGUUGUGCAAGAAGAAGACCUUGUUAAAGUUCUUGACCAAGAACCAUCUCUGGAAGAUCUUUGUAAGCCUUUGUCCUGUAAGCUUUGUAACGUCACUCUGAAUUCCGCACAGCAAGCACAAGCUCAUUAUCAGGGCAAAAACCACAGCAAGAAGUUACGGAAUUAUUGUGCAUCUAGUAGUUGUCCAGCCUCAUCUAGAUUAAGUCAUAAUCUAGAAACGACAUCAGGCCAGGCUUCCGCUACAUCUCCAAAUGUUACAUCUCCCAAAACAGGUGGGCGGGUGAUUCUUGCCACUGAGAAUGACUAUUGCAAACUGUGUGAUGCCUCAUUUAGCUCUCCUGUGGUAGCCCAAGCUCACUAUCAAGGAAAGAACCACGCAAAAAGGCUACGAUUAUCAGAGUCUUCAAACACCUCCGUAAUGGAUUCUGCAGAAUGCAAAAGGAGAGCACGGAAAGAGGGAAAUGACCAUAAAAUGAUGCAGAAUAGAAGAAAUUCUUGCACUCCACAGAAUAGUACAGGUCCAUAUUUCAAUCCUCGCUCUCGUCAGAGAAUUCCCAGAGACCUGGCGAUGUGCGUGACACCCAGUGGGCAAUUCUACUGUUCAAUGUGCAAUGCAGGAGCCAGCGAGGAGCUUGAAUUUCGGCAGCAUCUGGAAACAAAAUUACACAAAAGCAAGGUUUCUGAGCAGCGCUACCGCAGCGAGAUGGAGAACUUGGGAUACAUGUAGUGAAAUUGCCUGUGACAAGUUAUUUGUGUACACUUUGUUGUUUGGUUGAGUUUUCAAUCAUUGCCUCUAAACCUUUCAACAUUUCACAGAUUAUUGGCCUUUUCAUACAUUACCACUGUGCAUUCCCAGUAUUUGAGUUGUAGAUUCUCCAUUGCUACAUAUCUUUCAAGGAUGCCUUUUGAGAUCAUAACAUUUGCACAGCAAGAGACAUAAAACACACAAUCAUAAGUAAAAUAUGUUCUUCACGUGUAAAAACACAGUGAUUGCUAUUAGUGAACCUUUUUACUUGACUUGCCUUGUUAAACAUAUAUUUCUUCUAGCUGCGUUAUGCAGCACACUGUGCAAUGGACUACGUGUGAAGUAGCUGUCGCUCCAAAGAAUCUUCUUUUGGAAAUGAUAGGACAGUCUCGUUGACCACAUACUGUUCGGGUAGUGUGACCUAUGUGACUCUUGCAACACUUGGACAUUGGAAUUCUGAAGAACUGCACAAAUAUGUUGUGUGGUCCAACAGGUAUGAAAUAGGAUUUAAAAUAGGUGAUGCCACUGAAAAGCUCAACAGCUCAUCACUGUGUUUGCCAAAAGACAUUAUCAGAUUAUUUUUUUUUGCUCUGUGGGCAUUAAAUCAAUUGAUGUACAAUGCUAAUUAGUUGUUUUUUCCCUCUUCCAAAUAAUUGAGUUCUUCUGCACUUCAUUCCUUAUGCUCUUCUUGGAGCCACCAAGAGACAUUCAGCUCCAAAAGCUAUAAGGAUAACUAUAUUGUGGGACUUUGGCCAGUGAAUUAAGAGAAGGCAUGCUUUAUUUUAGUUUUCAAUGUAUCAGUGUUUUCUUUAGAGCAUUAAAUAUAUACCUUCGUAUGUGAUACACUCUUGCAUCACUGGGACAGAAGAUGGUCUACAGAAAAUUCUCUCUCCUGAUCACCUCCACAUGGAUCUACAAUUGUUUCAUGAUUAUCUGGAACCAUUAAAAAGGCUUUCAUGGCUCACAGCCUACCUCAAGUCAAUUCCAUGCAACCCCUUCUAUUUUUUAUUCUGGUUAAACGUAUUGAUGUUAAUGACAGUUAACUUUGAUUUAUGUGUAUCUAGACAUGUCUCUCAAUUCUUGUUACCAAGAAAAAGGCGGUUAAGGACAAAUGUCUCCUUUCUCAUAUUCACAAACCACAAAGCAGAACAUUUCAGAUGUUAAUGAAAUAAAA